Rattus norvegicus (Norway rat) is the source of this 3329-nucleotide messenger RNA. The record is from RefSeq and is a predicted model, not a curated record. Lineage: Eukaryota; Metazoa; Chordata; Mammalia; Rodentia; Muridae.
GGGCGUCUUGACUUCUGGUCAGUUUUGUUCUGUUUCCAUAAAAACAUCACGAAAAGGCUACUCCAUUGUAGUAUGAUGCUUGGGGAAACCAAAAUUGAUGUUUCGGGACCAUGAUCCUUUGUACUUGAUUCUAGAAUAAGCCAGGGCUUUUUUUUUUUUUAAAGAUUUAUUUGUUUACUUAUUUUAUAUAUAAGUACACUGUAGCUGUCUUCAGGCACACCAGAAGAGGGCAUCGGAUCUCAUUACAGAUGGUUGUGAACCACCAAGUGGUUGCUGGGAUUUGAACUCAGGACCUCUGGAAGAGCAAUCAGUGCUCUUAACCACUGAGCCAUCUCUCUAGCCCCAAGCCAGGGAUUUUGAUUCUCUGAUGUGAGUGUUGUUUUAUUCCUUAAUAUGGAGCUCUGAAGUUGGAUGAUAAGGGGCGGUUGCUGGAUAGCAAGUCCCAGGAAGUCAGUCCAUGGGCCCUCUAACCCUCUAGAGACCUCUCCUCCUAGUCCCUGACUGUCUUUCACAGACCACAUCUCACCCAUUCCUAAUAUGUCUGGGUCCUUCCAUCUGCAGAUGUUUUUCCUAGAUGCUGCCAUUCUUAACAUCUGGAUUGACAGAAGCCACAGAAUAGAAUACUCAGGGCCCAACCUGAGUUACAGCCACGUCCCCUCUAGACAUGCCCACUGCAUCAUAAAGGGACAGGUAGCUAGAGGGAUCCACUCCAACAUUCUGAACCGUGAUACACGGAGGGCACGUCCGUCCUCGAACCCUUGGGGAAACAGGACAAUCUGUGUGCCAGUGCUGGACUUCCACUUCCUGAAGAGUAGGAGACUAAUUGAAUAUGUGGAGAGCAAUGAAAGAUCCCUGGGACAAGCCUCUAGGUUGGCCAUUAGGUCUAAUUCGGUAACCCAGGGGUUUAAAGACCUCAGGGCUGCCCCAGGAAGUAGACAGGGUCUGGGUGAUCAGCCCCACAGCCUGCCUAGCACUUCUCAUGGCAAGAAGCAACCAGAUCGUCUUCCAUACCUUACGAGCUAUGCUAGCAAGAACCAUGCCCCUGACCCUACGUUUAGCUUGUCUGUAGUCUCCAAAAGGGUCUUUCAGUGUGAUUCUGUCAAAGGCCCAGAGCACAGGCGGACAUUUGUUGGACACGCUGGCUUGCAGAACAGCCCCGAAGCAACAGCAGGGGAGGCCCAGGGGAAAAAGAGGAUAAAGGCGUUGCUUAGCAAGGCUAGAAAGCAGACGGAAAAAGCCUCAAACCAAGUAGACACCAGGCAGUUCCAGAAGCAAGAGGUGGUUAUGAACACCGAACGCCCAAGCAAGAAACAUCAGCAACAGCAACAAGAGAGCCUGGAGGGUCUGAAGAGUGGCCGUCUGGGAGGAGGAGACAACACAGGGCUCAGACAGUCACAAGGGCCUUUCAGGUACUACGGAUGUCUUGCUCCUCCACGAGGAAACACCUUUUUGCAGUGCAAGAAGAUCAAGCCCUAUUCUAGAGAGUCAGUCUGGAUAGUGUGCCCCUUAUUGGAGAGCAAGGGUCUGGAGAGGAGCGGAAGCCAGUUCCUUCAGGCCAAGACGAGCUGGAAGCCAUGAAAGUCUCCAGAGGAAGGAAAGCCCAGACUCCAUUCUUGGAAAAUACUUCCCUGCAGGGAAAAGCAAAGGGUUUGGGCCAAGAUCUGCUGGCCAAAGCCAAGCCCUGGCUCCUAAAGAGGAAGAAGAUGCAAGCCAUGGAGAUGUUGACCAAACCCCAUCACCAUAGAGGACUCUGCCUAGAAAACAGCAGAAAGGAAGUAAAACGGUUUUCUCAGGACAUCCAACAAGGCGCUUUGGAAAGGAACAUCGCGAGGCCUAAGUGGUUGCCAAGGGAGGAAGGCUGGGACCACAUGGUCCAGGGAAUCCCCGUUGUUUUUGCAGUUCGGUACUGUACUUAAUCUCUCACAGGGAUCAAAAGACCAGAGUGCUCCGAAGUCCAGGCUGAGCUUAUCCAUUAGCAAAUCAAGUAUUACCUACUCAUAAGUGCUAUCAACCUAUGAUGUCUUAUGUGUGGGUAGAUGUGAAUGCUUAUGAGAUGAGAAGGCGGGGCUAAAGGCCAGGCCAGCCCUUGACAGCAAGUUGAGCUUGGGAGGAUAGCAGGCACAGCAGCUGCUUGCCGGACAUCUCAGAAGGAUACAGCCUGCCCAUGGACACCAAGCUUUAGGAUGCUACAAGCAUCCCUGACUUGAAGGCUCUCUGUAGGCUGAGAACCAAUGGGGCUGAGAGUCUGGACUGAAAUAUUUCAUUCCGGAGACGAGCGAUACAUCGUGGACAAAGGAGGACCCGAGAGACAGCAGUCACUUUCUCUGCAUCCUGCUCUGCGAGCAUCUUUGCUCCACGAGCCAGAAAAUGUUUACUAUUUCUUGGUCUUGGAAGCCAUGGCUCUUUCAUUUGGUGUCGAACCUUGUGGUGGAGUGAGGCCUGUCUUCAUGAAGCACAACCCUGCCAUUUCCAGCAGACACAGACCUCCAUCGCCGUCUCCGACAACCAGCUGCACGUGCACGUUCGGGAAAGAGGAACGUGAAGGGGAAAGAGGCGUGGCCAAGGGUAGGAACCCGCUGGGAACAAUCGAACCUACAGGUAGGUCUGAGACCCAGUGUGUCUCUCUGACACUGAUGUGGUACCCUCGAUGCUUCUGUUGCAGAGCUCAAUAAGGGAACGGGGACCAGAACGCUUUCACCAAUGACAGAGUCCUCUUUGGUGCAGAUGACAGUGAGCUCAAUGGGCCAGGGAACUGAGGCAUACAGGGCUCCGGAUGAGAAUCAGACAAGGUUCCAAGAGUUGGCUGGGAUCCCAGGUAUUCCGUGUGAUAGUAAGAGUUGGAGACAAGAAAACUUGAGGGCAAACAUCGCUGCUGAGGACAACAGGAGGUUCCUCUUGCCGAGUGUGUGGGGAUCACCAGUUGAUUGGAUGGAAAUCUGACUGCAGAGGAGAGGAAACAUGACUAGCAGCAGCAGCAACUUGGGGGCAACAACCCGCCAGGCCAUGCUCGAGUGUUGGUGACAUACCAGGCAGAAUGGCUGAGGCCCUGGGCUUCCUUCCCUAUUGGGGGAGCUCUCCUACGGUGGUGCUUUAGUGCGCACUGUGGAACAGGGUGUUUAUAGCAUUCUUUCAGAGGAAGACAUUUGGUGGACCUCGGUUCAGCAAGUUCUGGGCAGUUGAACUACUACAGUAAUUUCCUGGGCACUCCUGGUACUCGAAUACUGACCACAUGUAUAGGGAAAAGAAAUAAGGCUGUGUUCUGUAAGCAUUGAAUCAUGAAUAGAAAAUGUAAUGUCUUAAAUAAAAUUGUUUAAAUUCUGCACCAAAAA